AUGCCGUCUAUCAGUCCAGCGACACAACUGCCUGAGCGCUUCCGCUCGUGGGACCAGCUCGCAGCGUCGCUUCCUGAACUGUUGCGCGACCAGACGCUGCGCGCAACAGUUGACCGUUUGGCAGUGCUGCCAACGGACGUGAAGUCGCUGCCCGACAAGUAUCUACAACGGGCCUCGACACUUGUAUCAAUUGUCUCGCAUGCCUACGUUCACGCCGACAUGGCUGGCCCUGCGCCGCUUCCCGUGUGUCUAUCUCAACCUUGGACCGAAAUAACCAGACGCCUAGGACGCGAAAAGCCGGCGUUAUCUUACAUUGACCUCAUCGUCUAUAAUUGGAAGAAAAGAAGCGCUGCUGGGGCCGAAUUUUGUGUCGAGAAUCUUGAGCUUCUGGUUCCCACCGUAGACACUGCUGAAGAGCGUGUCUUUUACUUGACGCAGGCAGAGAUUCUAUCACGUGCUACCCCGUUGCUGAAUUCCAUUGUUGACGCACAGAUUGCGGUGCUCUGCGACGAUGUUGCAGCAUUGGCGGCGGUGCUGAAGAGAAUGUCCGACGUGUUGAGUGAUAUCGGGCGCAAGUCGCUCAUGCAAAUUGCGCCCAAUCCAACGCGCAAGUCCCACGUCGAUCCUGUUGUGUGGGCCAAGUCCGUGGCACCUCUUGCUGUACCGCUCAGCGCAGAUGUUCCUGGCCCUGGUGGCACGGCUUCCCCAUUAUUUCACCUCAUGGAUAACUUCAUUGGUCGCACAUCCUACAACGCGGUGCUGGGUGAGGAAGCGCAGCGCAUUCGAAGGAACUAUCCUCAAAAUUGGCGGAAUGUCAUUUCGGCGGCGGCAGAGGUGGACAUUGCGACGUUCGUUGUAAACAAGAACCACCCUGCAUUGCGCCAAUCGUGGGAACUCAUGAAGGAGCGGUACUGUGGCCCCAUGGGGCUUUUGGGUUUGCACCGGCGCAAGGUUUUCGCCUAUUUGCCCAUGGCCUUCAAGGUGGGGCGUUCCGCGACCAUCGCCGGUUUCAAUGGGGACGUCGCUCAGCAGGAGUGGCAUCGCGUCCAUGAAGAAUUGGAAAAAUCACGCCAGGAGCGUCUUGCGGAAGGCAAGCUAUCUGAGCCCCCCAUUGUAGCGACGUCGAAUGCGCCCAAGUCCGAUGGCCAGACUUAUUGUAUUUCUACGCUUGUGGAGCAUUCUAGCAAGGAUGUCGGUUUUUGGUUUGCCGCGAACGGGCGCGUUUACGAUGCAACGAAGUAUCUUCGCUUCCAUCCUGGUGGCGACAAGAUUCUGAUGAAUUCCAGUGGACGCGAUGUCACAGCCGAUCUUCUUGCGAUCACGCAUCUCCAGGACCCCACCAUUGCUGAGAAGGUAGAGAAGUUUGCCAUUGGGAAGCUUCAUGUUCCUGGAUUCAACAGCGAUAAGUUGCGUCAAUUCUACGAUUUUGCGGUCGCGAUGGCUUACAAGGUCACGGACCUGCACACAACGUUCGGCAAUGACCUUACGUUCCUAUAUCGUCAGUUGACGUCCGUCGAUCCCUCUGGUGUGCUCACUGAGCAAAAAAGACGAUUCGCGGUCGCUGCAAUGGCGCGAUUGGGCGAACAAUUCGUUCCCAGCAUCGCAACGCAUGCCGAAGUUCUGGCUGACUUGUGCGGGUCAUCGACUAUGGCUAGAUUCAAAGCGCUGCGACGUGGCUAUUUGGUAUCCGUCAGUUUAGAGCAAGGGCAUCAGAUGCUUGGUUUAUGCAAAAGCCAAGCAGUGCUCCUUCUGAAGACACUUGAGAGCAUUUCUGCAUCAGCAAGCAAGCUGAGUGAAGGCCAGACGCAUACUAUUAAUCAUAUCUUAGAGCAACUAGUUAAACUACUGGAAGCAUUCUAA
Molecule: messenger RNA, 1860 nt
Organism: Parastagonospora nodorum SN15
Lineage: Eukaryota; Fungi; Ascomycota; Dothideomycetes; Pleosporales; Phaeosphaeriaceae
Exons: 1
Coding region: 1-1860 (619 amino acids)
Biological process (GO): 'de novo' NAD+ biosynthetic process from L-tryptophan
Cellular component (GO): cytoplasm
Molecular function (GO): metal ion binding; indoleamine 2,3-dioxygenase activity; heme binding
Source: RefSeq, a predicted model, not a curated record